GGAAGACCCAAAAGCGAUCCCUUCUCCCUCUUAAACCCUCGCUGUCACCAGCCCUGAAACCACAAGCUGCUUACUCCGCUCCGGCGAACCACCACAGCAUCUGGCUCCGAAGCCCUCCGUAGAGGGCGAUCUCAGAAAGGGAUUGAUAAUUGAAGCAAUUCACAAGAUUGUGGAGCAAAAUCAGCAGACAGAGCUAUCUAACAGAAGACUAAAGCAGGAAAUUCCAAAUGAAUCAACCAGUCCAGAAGAAUACCCUCUAUGUUGGGGGGCUAGCAGAGGAGGUGAAUGAGUCGAUACUGCAUUCGGCAUUCAUACCUUUCGGGGACAUAAAGGAUGUGAAGACACCAUUGGACCAGGCAACCCAGAAGCAUAGAUCCUUUGGGUUCGUUACCUUCCUGGAGAAGGAAGAUGCAGCUGCUGCCAUGGACAACAUGGAUGGUGCUGAGCUCUAUGGUCGAGUCCUCACUGUUAAUUAUGCCCUUCCUGAACGUAUUAAGGGUGGUGAACAGGGUUGGGCUGCUCAACCCAUUUGGGCUGAUGCUGACACAUGGUUCGAACGACAACAACAAGAAGAGGAAAUGCAGCGCAUUCAAGCUGAGAAUCGGGCUGCAAUGCAGGCAGCCGAGGAGUUACACAGAAAGAAAAUGGCACAGGAACGGGAAGGGGAGAAGGACGAAGAAGUAGAGGGCAAGGAUGAUCCCAUGGCAAGGGUGGAAGCAGAGGUCUUGAACCAGAGUAACAGUUCUUAGCAACCAAAAGCAAGCACUCAAGUCCCGGAAAUGGUCACAUUUUCAUCAAGAAUUAUCCCCCCCUUGUUCUUUCUCACAACUCACUGCUCUGGGAUGAAACUGAUAUAGUGGAACAAAUACUUGCAUUAUCAUUUCCCAAUGUUAUGUUUGGUUCUUGAAAAA
Messenger RNA from Vitis riparia (riverbank grape), 911 nucleotides. RefSeq names its product peptidyl-prolyl cis-trans isomerase E-like. Gene Ontology annotation, molecular function: RNA binding. The transcript has 4 exons. Lineage: Eukaryota; Viridiplantae; Streptophyta; Magnoliopsida; Vitales; Vitaceae. The coding region runs from base 228 to 749 and encodes 173 amino acids. The record is from RefSeq and is a predicted model, not a curated record.